AUGGAUUUCCAACUUCCCGUCGGAAAAUCCCAGUUCAAGUGGGUCAUCGUGUGCAUCGAUUAUCUCACUAAGUGGAUUGAAACUGCACCCUUGGCCGCAAUAACAACUGAGAAGGUCCAGCAUUUCCUACAACGCAAUAUCUUUUACCGCCAUGGUACGCCGGAGUCCAUCAUCAUGGACAAUGGCAAACAGUUCAAUAAUGACCUCCAAAUCACGUGGAGCAAAGCAAGGGGGACUACGCUAAAAUUUGUCUCUGUCGCACACCCCAAAACUAAUGGGCAAGUGGAGGCCGCCAACAAACUAAUCAAAUGUCUCAUAAGGAAGAAGUUGGAUGAUGCAAAAGGACUUUGGCCCGAGAAGCUUGACGAAACAUUAUGGGCAAUCCGAACCACGCCAACAGAGGCCACGGGCGAGACACCCUUCUGUCUAAUGUAUGGCACAGAUGCAGUACUCCCCAUCAAAGUGAUCAAACCAACACAACGGGUUACACUGUUUGAACCCGAGACCAAUUCGAGAACAUGCAACUAG
Argentina anserina (silverweed cinquefoil) is the source of this 528-nucleotide messenger RNA. RefSeq lists its product as uncharacterized. The record is from RefSeq and is a predicted model, not a curated record. Gene Ontology annotation, molecular function: nucleic acid binding. Bases 1 to 528 code for a protein of 175 amino acids. NCBI's taxonomy places the organism in Eukaryota, Viridiplantae, Streptophyta, Magnoliopsida, Rosales, Rosaceae. The transcript has a single exon. Gene Ontology annotation, biological process: DNA integration.